AUGCUCGCACCUGGGAAAGCAAGGACGAAUGCCGGGCUCACGUUGUGGAGUGUAGCCAAAAUCCGAGAGGUCCGGGAUAUGGUUCCUGGCUGGCUAUGUGUUUCUGCCUGGCACUGGAGAGGGGACCGUGGAGGAUGGUGCCAGGGGCAUGGCGGAUAUUGGCCAGUUCAGGCUCAUUCUUUUGACAACGCGCAAGGCCAUCGCCAGCGGGAUCAAGAUUUCAUCAAGCGAGCUAUCCAUGGCUCGCAUCAAACCUCCGCAACCGCACGCACCCUCACCGACGCUGUAUCCGCGGCGGCGCGAGUGGCAGAGGACUCAACAAGAGACGUCGCGGCGGCCACACCAUGGCCGGCUCCUACUCAUUUCCCGUUCGUUGCGCAACUAAGCCCGCCAUCGUAUCUGUACAGAGUACACAUGUGUCGCACCGUCUUCCUUUUCCCAGGGCCUGCAAAGACGUCGAAGCCCAUGAUUGCACCUUGUCGUCGGCGGAAGAGCCUAUUUGAGCACGGCGGCCGGUGUUCCCAUCGUCCCCUGGCUGGUGAUCGCCGCGGAAGACCGUCAGCCGUCAGCCAAAGCCUUCUCUGGUGGCUUGCCCGCAUCGACGCGCAACGACCCCAUGAUGGCAUGGACGUCAAAAGGAACGAUGGAACGAUGGGACGAGGGGCGCAGGCAGGCAGAUCGCCCCUGCGUCUGAUGAGAGGAGAGGGGGAAAUUGCAGCCGCCUCUCGCAGCCAAGAUGGAAGAGCAACCAGAGCCGGCGGUUGCAGACCUGCGCGCACCCUGAGCGCCCUGAGCAUCCUGACAAGACAGCGCUGUGCUGCUUCGGAGUCGCUCCGGGAGAUUGUGACGUUGUGCGCCUCGAGCCUGGUCGUCGCCGUCACGUUCGACGACCCAUUAUUAUAUUCAGUGUUCGCCGUUCGGCCGCCACCAGCAGGAUGGCCGCCUGCCAGCAGCCAGCCAGCAUGCUACAAGCAGCAGUCUUCCAGAAGCAGGCUGUUCCCGGCGCGGGCCGUGCUGCUGGCCGUUGGGAUCGCGCGCAGAGCAGCACGCCAGCGGCCAGCCAGAUCUGUCGCUGAGUCGCCUGAAUCGCGCCCUCUCAGGAGUCUGUGGAAAGCGCCCGCAUUGCCGUUAUAA
Westerdykella ornata is the source of this 1134-nucleotide messenger RNA. RefSeq lists its product as uncharacterized. The record is from RefSeq and is a predicted model, not a curated record. NCBI's taxonomy places the organism in Eukaryota, Fungi, Ascomycota, Dothideomycetes, Pleosporales, Sporormiaceae. The transcript has 3 exons. Bases 1 to 1134 code for a protein of 377 amino acids.